AAAAAUUUUAAAAUUUUUUUUCUGUGGAAGGGCAACAAAUGAUUGCAGUUUUUCAGGGUUUGUUGAGUGGGUGAAUGGGGGCCUGAAGUGGAGACAAUGGCAUUGAUAGCCCACCACACGCAGGGUCCUUAUGCAGCCUUUCCCGUGAGGCCUCAACCAAGAGUUGUGGUGAAAUUGAAACCUUUUGUAUCAUUUCAGUUGGUUGGAAGAACAGAUAGGUCUAUUUUGUUGAAGCGACGUUUCCGUUUGAGCAUUGGAGGCCAGCCCAGCCUUUCUCAAAAGGGGAGGCCUUUCAGAAUCUCAUCGUUUAAAGGCAGUGCCCGGAAUGAUGAAUCUGAAGGCAGCACCAGUGGCUCCAAGUUCUCCAAGAACUCUGUACAACUUUCCUAUGUGCCACAGGAGACGGAAGAAACUAUGAUGGAAUCUCCAGACGGACAAAAUGUUCCCCUCUCCUAUACAUCAGAAGAGAGGGAAGAAACCAUAGCAGGAUCUCCAGCGAUACAAAGACUAUUCAAGAAAUGGCUUAUCUUGUUGCGAACGCAAACAGCUAGCCAGGCAACAGAUGAGAUUUUGAAGGAAAGCCCUCCCAUGAGUGAAAUCUCAGAAACCCAGCAUGGGACUCCGCAACAACGAGGAGCAGGUGAGCUGCUGAAGGCUUCAUUGGGCUACUUUCUGGGAAUGGAUGCGGCGAUAAAGUUCCCCCUACUGAUAUUCAUACCCUGGUACUUGGCAAUCAAUGUGGUGUACGGGCUGGAGGUCUCAAAGGAGCUGAUGCCUCUGUGGGUCUUUGGGCCCCUGAUUGUUGCUCUCUACAUCAAACUGGUUCAGGGGCUUUGUUCCCUUUACAUUUUCAGCUUCAAGCAGGCAAUUGGACUGGUAAAGAACCUCCCCACUUACUAUACAUUGAUCUAUAAGUACAUAGCUGAAGGAGAACUCAAAGCGCAGCUCCAGGCCCGUUUAUGGCAACCCAUCGCGAAAAUCCGAAACUUGGACUACAAAGAACUAUCGAAGCGAAAGCUGAAAGAAUUAGAAGAGUGGGCCGUGGAGAAAUACCUUGAUUAUGUCGAAUCAAUAUGGCCAUAUUAUUGUAGAACAAUCAGGUUCCUGAAGAAAGCAAAUCUCAUUUAGAUGAGAUUGUUCCGGGAGUCCCAAGGAAAAAAGAACUCUUUUUGACGACCACGAAUGGAUGGUUACUCUUUCAAGAAUCAAUGAUUUUUAGGAAUCCGAGCUUUUGGGUGGAUCAGAAAUCUAAUGUUCUACUCGAUCAGUUGAUGCCCUGAGAAAUUAAGGAUUGGGGAUGUGAUUGUCAGUUGGGAUCUGUAAUUUUACGGCAAUUCUUUUUUUGAAUCAUGCUGCAUAUUGUUUUGUUUUUGACUUAAUUGUAUUUCAAGCCUUUUAUUGUGUGUU
Messenger RNA from Magnolia sinica, 1407 nucleotides. RefSeq lists its product as uncharacterized. Bases 97 to 1128 code for a protein of 343 amino acids. The record is from RefSeq and is a predicted model, not a curated record. Lineage: Eukaryota; Viridiplantae; Streptophyta; Magnoliopsida; Magnoliales; Magnoliaceae. The transcript has 5 exons.